UGAAAUUCGUUCUAUGUCAUGUGUUUUUGUCGUAGGAAAAUAUGUCUCCCAUUAAGAAGAAAGUGGUGAUCGUCGGUGAUGGUGAGAGCGGUAAGACAUGCCUCUUGCGAGUGUUUUUGGAGGAUAUUUUUCCAGAUGUAUACGUGCCAACGGUGUUUGACUUCUAUACAACCGAGAUCGAAGUUGAUGGGAAAAAGGUAGCGCUCGAACUGUGUGACACUGCUGGCCAAGAGGAUUACGACAGGCUGCGACCACUGUCAUACAGGACCGCGAAUGUAGUGAUCAUAUGCUAUUCUAUCGAUACUCCCAAAUCAUUGAUCAACGUGAUUGAUAAAUGGGUGCCAGAAGUGCGGUUUUUUUGCAAGGAAGUUCCGGUGAUAUUGGUUGGAAAUAAGAAGGACCUCCGCGAUAACCAUCUGCUGCAGGAUAUUGAUCUACCGAAGUCUGGCCAGGACAAAUGCAACUCCACCGAAGUCCCUGUUGGACAAACUAUUACUGAAAACGACAAGGUGACAUGUAUUGAUCUGCAGGGUAAGAUCGAUUGGUGCAGGUUUUUGACACACGAGAAAUCCACACUGGAAUCUGACAGGAAACCACAUAAAACGGUCGAAGGGCUGCCUGCAGUACAGGCGAAAUCGGAUGGCUACAGUGACUUGAUAGUAGCAAUAAGACGAGAAGAAUUCGACGUAUCGGAAAUUGGUCAAAAAAAUACAAACAGAUUAGAACCAGAAACAUCUAUACCCACCGCAGAAAACCACAAUGUGGAUACACCGAGAAAAACUACCAUUCGGAUACCAGAAUAUAAUGUCAUGAUUACCAAAGAGAUUGGCCAAUCAGUGGCGGAAGAUAUAAAAGCUUUCGCGUUUUUAGAAUGUUCUUCGAAGACCAAGGAAGGAGUCCGUGAUGUUUUCGUUGCCACAGUGAAGGCAACGAAACGGACUUCCAAACAUAGUACGCAGUGCAUUUUACUUUAAACACAAAAUAAAUAAUAUAUUUUUUAAUUUAUACGUUGGUGCCUAUAUUAUAUAGGUACGUAU
Myzus persicae (green peach aphid) is the source of this 1037-nucleotide messenger RNA. Its product is annotated as ras-like GTP-binding protein Rho1. The record is from RefSeq and is a predicted model, not a curated record. Gene Ontology annotation, molecular function: GTPase activity; GTP binding. The transcript has a single exon. Bases 42 to 974 code for a protein of 310 amino acids. NCBI's taxonomy places the organism in Eukaryota, Metazoa, Arthropoda, Insecta, Hemiptera, Aphididae. Gene Ontology annotation, biological process: small GTPase-mediated signal transduction.